Messenger RNA from Candidula unifasciata, 192 nucleotides. NCBI's taxonomy places the organism in Eukaryota, Metazoa, Mollusca, Gastropoda, Stylommatophora, Geomitridae. The record is from the annotation of a GenBank genome assembly.
AUGACCUGGGGAACCUCCCGAGGGUUCGGUUUUGUUGAGUUCCACUCUGUGUCGGCCUCGACUCUGGUCCUGGACUGCCUCCUUCGGCUGAACCCGCCCCUGGAGGUUGACGGGAAGCAGCUGCUGAUGGAUUACGCCAAAAACACAUUCAACACCACGAUGGCUUACAUACAGCAGAAGGCUCAGGCACAG